This is a messenger RNA of Alosa sapidissima (American shad), 2749 nucleotides long. It is a transcript of the gene galnt16, whose product is annotated as UDP-N-acetyl-alpha-D-galactosamine:polypeptide N-acetylgalactosaminyltransferase 16. The record is from RefSeq and is a predicted model, not a curated record. Gene Ontology annotation, cellular component: Golgi apparatus. The coding region runs from base 354 to 2066 and encodes 570 amino acids. The transcript has 15 exons. NCBI's taxonomy places the organism in Eukaryota, Metazoa, Chordata, Actinopteri, Clupeiformes, Clupeidae.
AACGUGUUGUUCCUUGGCAAAUAGCCUAUCAACAGAUGAAGACUGAAUGGUAUAUGUCCAAAAUGCCCACAUCUACAGCUUAAACCUAAACGAUAAAAGCGAAAAUGUUUGACCCCUGCACUGACAAUGAUGCGCGCAUUACGUUGACCAGGAAAAUCUCACGGCGCUAGGACCGGGCUUUUCUGAGUGCGGAAAAUUCUAUAGGGAUCUCCGUUCCAUCAGAGGAGCUUGCAGCCAGAGAAGCUGACAGCCGCUGCGCAGAGCAUCACAGGGCAGCGAGCACACACUGCCCACAACACAGACGAACCUGAACCACCAGGGCACAAGUCCGGAGCCCUCCAUAUGGGCUCACAAUGCGCAGGAUUCGGGCCAACGCCAUCGCUAUUCUGACCGUCGCUUGGAUCCUGGGCACAUUUUAUUACCUGUGGCAGGACAAUAAACCACGUUCAUCCGCCUCUUCGGCGUCGCAGCCGCGGGCUGCAGGCGUUAAAUCGCAUGGACAAAAAGGGUCUGUUGGACGCGUGGAAAUACAUCGCGAGGACCGGACUAUUCCACUUAUAGUCACUCAUGCACCUCACGGGGAGCUGCAGAACCAGCUGGUGGGCAGCUUUGAUGAGAAGGCCUACCUGUCCAGCAAGCAGCUGAAGCCUGGGGAGGACGCCUACAGGGAGCAUGCCUUCAACCUGCAGGAGAGCGACCGACUGGGCAGCGAGAGGGCCAUCAGAGACACUCGCCACUACAGGUGCGCUUCGGUGAGUUUUGAUCCAGACCUGCCCCCCACCAGCAUAAUCAUCACUUUCCACAAUGAGGCCCGGUCCACUCUUCUGCGCACCAUUAAAAGUGUGUUGAUGAGGAGUCCUCCUUCUCUGAUUCAGGAGAUUAUCCUGGUGGAUGACUUCAGCUCUGACCCGGAGGACUGCCAGCUGCUCUCUCAGAUCCCCAAAGUGCGCUGCCUGCGGAACGGACGCCGAGAGGGGCUGAUUCGUUCGCGUGUGCGAGGAGCCAAUGCUGCCUCGGCCACAAUCCUGACCUUUCUGGACAGCCACUGUGAGGUCAACGCGGACUGGCUGCAGCCCCUCAUCCAGAGGGUCAAGGAGGACCACACGAGGGUCGUCAGCCCCAUCAUUGAUGUCAUCAGUCUGGACAACUUUGCGUACCUGGCAGCCUCUGCUGACCUGAGGGGCGGGUUUGACUGGAGUUUGCACUUUAAGUGGGAGCAGAUCCCCAUUGAACAGAAGAUGGCCAGGAAUGACCCCACUCAGCCAAUCAAAACUCCAGUCAUUGCUGGAGGAAUCUUUGUGAUGGACAAAAGCUGGUUCAACCACCUGGGCCAGUAUGACACACACAUGGACAUCUGGGGAGGAGAGAACUUUGAGCUGUCCUUCCGUGUGUGGAUGUGUGGGGGCAGUCUGGAGAUCCUGCCCUGCAGUCGAGUGGGCCAUGUCUUCAGGAAGCGCCACCCCUAUGACUUCCCAGAAGGCAACGCUCUGACAUAUAUCAAGAACACGCGCCGGGCAGCGGAGGUGUGGAUGGACGAGUAUAAGCAGUACUACUACGCCGCUCGGCCGUCCGCUCAGGGCAAGGCCUUUGGGAGCAUCACAGAACGGGUGGAGCUGCGCCACAAGUUAAACUGCAACUCGUUCCGCUGGUACCUGGAGAACGUCUAUCCUGAGCUCAGGAUCCCUGAGCAAGAGGCUGUGUACAGUCUGCUGAAGCAAGGUGGUCAGUGUCUGGAGACCCACGGGACAGACAGCUUGGGCCUGGCCGAGUGUAAGAGCAACAGCGCCAGCAGAGUGCAGGCACAGAGAUGGAUACUCUCUGAGCCUCAAAUCCGGCAGCUGGACCUUUGUCUCGCCAUCAGCGCCUUCACGCCGGGGUCAAAGGUCAAGAUGGAGGCCUGCAACUCCAAGGAACCCAGACAGAAGUGGAGGCCUAAAGGCACGGCCCUGCAGCACAUGGUCAGCGGUCUCUGCCUGGACAGCCAGCCCCUAGCCGGUCCACCAGUCAUCACCCAGUGUCACCCCCAGCUGGCUAGCCAAUCGUGGGAGCCCCAGCUCAUCACCUGACCUUCGGAGAGAGUUGAUGAAGAGGAGGACGCAGUUCUGGGUGGACAAAGCCUGAUAGAUUGACUGGGCGCUGGGACUCCAGGGGUUGAGGAGCGUGUCUUCACACUGUAGUGGACGGGAGAUGCUGCUGUCUUAGUAGUAGAGGACUUUAUUUUUGUCCAAAGGUUAAUGCCAUUGUGUUUGGUCCAAGGGGUGUUUUGUGACAUUUCUUUCUGUGGUCAGUAGGAUUGAUGAUAUUGGGGAUGGAUAGGCAGAUGCAGGGAGAGAGAGAGAGAGAUGGGGGGGAAGGAGAGAGAGGGAGAGAGAGAGAGGGCAAGAUUUAUUGCACCUUUUACCCUCUUAAACAGCUCAUAUCUAUAUUCUCUCAUUCUCAUGGCCGAUGUGGUUCUCGUUGAUUAACUUAAAAUCCAUGGAAGUUAUUGACUGUUCAUCGUUUUAAUGGCUGUCUUGACUCUGAGUUUCACAGUGCAUUCCUCAAAGUGAUGUUGUAUAUAUUGUAGAAAGCUCCAGCCAUAAUCUUUUUUUAAGUCUUUAAUUUCAAAAUAUAAAAUAUUUGUAGGCAGGAUGAGGAUGCUCAUAAAUUCUUAGGCUGUUUUUAGAGCCAAGAGAAACAUUACAGUUGCUGUCAGGGCUGAUGGUCAUUAAGUUUGGCUCAUUGUAAUUCCAAAUAGAUCAGAUGAGAC